Cyclocybe aegerita is the source of this 1578-nucleotide messenger RNA. The record is from the annotation of a GenBank genome assembly. Lineage: Eukaryota; Fungi; Basidiomycota; Agaricomycetes; Agaricales; Hemipholiotaceae.
AUGCCCUCAGUUUCAGUUCGCAGCCAGGAUGUUGGCGACGGUGGGACAAGGCGGGGCUUGCAGGAGCGCCAUCUGUCUAUGAUGGCCCUUGCAGGAAUGAUAGGCACAGGCCUCUUCUUGUCGAGUGGGAAGGCUCUUGCACAGGCAGGUCCUUUGGGUUGUGUGUUGGGUUUCAUUCUUAUGGGAACUGUAACAGCAUCGAUUGCAUACAGCUCAGCAGAGAUGUCCGCCUUUAAACCUGUGGGAGGGGGGUUUGUACGACAUGCUAAUAUAUGGAUGGACAAAAGUACGGGAAUCGCGAUCGGAUGGAACUUUUGGUAUUCCAUGGCCAUCACUAUGCCCACCGAGAUUAGUGCAGCGACUGCGCUGGUCAACUUCUGGACGCCCUCGUUGAGCCAUGCGGUACCUAUUAGUUGUCUCUGGCUACUUAUCGCUAUAAUUAACUUUUCUCCCGUCCGCGUUUAUGGGGAAUUCGAGUUCUACUUCGCUUUUUGCAAGAUUGCCUUAAUUAUUACCUUUAUUAUAACCGGUAUUGUCCUGGAUGCUGGGGGCCUCCCUGGACAAGAAAGGAUUGGCUUUCGAUACUGGCAGGAUCCGUAUCCGCUGUUCCGCGAAUACAUCAAGACAGGCCCCUACGGUCGCUUCUUGGGAUUCUGGUCAACCCUGAUAUCGGCUACCUUUGCCUAUGGAAACGUCCAAGUUGUCGCCAUCGCCGGUGCCGAAACUAGGAAUCCUAGGAAAUCUAUUCCUUCAGCCCUUAAGAAGACAUUUACCAGAGUCAUCUUAUUUUAUGUGGUUUCUGUCUUUGUGAUUUCUCUGACUGUUCCGGCGAACGACGAACGGUUAAACGCCCCAGGGGAUAUAUCGCGGAGCCCAUUCGUCAUUGCGUUCACUAGGGUUGGCAUCAAGGCCCUUCCUUCUAUUAUAAAUGCAAUUGUCUUCACGUCAGCCUUCAGUUCGGGAAAUGCUUGCACGUUCCUGGCUUCACGAACACUCCACGGUCUUGCUCUAGAUGGGCAUGCCCCUUCUGUCUUCUUGAAGCUCAAUCGGUAUCAGGUUCCAUACGUGGCCGUGACUGCCUCCGUUGUGUGGGGUGGAAUAGCUUAUGCCAGCCUUAACCGUAGUGCCUACCAGGCUUUUUCAUGGCUUGUAUCCCUUGUGACAACAUCCGGGAUAAUUUCAUGGGUUAUCAUCGGCAUCACUUAUAUUCGCUUCUUCAGAGCAUUAAAGGUACAAGGAAUACAACGCGAAUUCUUGCCAUACAAGAGUCCCUUUCAACCCUAUAUUACUUACUACGCCCUUGUGAUGAACCUACUUGUUCUGAUAUUUAGUGGAUGGAACGCCUUCUCACCGCGAUUUGACGGCAGCCUUUUCGCAUCUAACUACCUCAACUGCUUUAUAUAUCCGGUUCUUUAUUUUGCAUUGAAGAUGUGGCUGAAGGACGAAAUCAUUCCACUGCAUGACAUUGAUUUUGAGUCCGAGUUUACGGCGAUCAAGGCAGAGGAAGAAAGAGACGACUACAGCCACGAUGAUUUCCGCGGAACAUAUUAUAAUAGGAUUCUUAAUGCUCUGUUCUAG